AUAAACCCAACCAUCGACACCCGAAAUUGUGUUUGUUUUUUUUACGCUCGAGUGUGCCACCCAACAUACCACACCAACGACCGGCUCUCCGCGGACCACCUACCACAACCGUCGUAGCCGCGUCAAAUUGGCUCCCCGCAGAGGAAUCAUCGCCUCAAGACAGCGUAAAGACAACAUGACCGGCCAACAGCAGGAGAAGUGGCAGCAGGUGGCCGAGUUAAUCCAACGGCUGGGGCUGGUAUCCGGUGGCCAGGAUGAGCCGCGAACAGCCGCCCAGGUCGCGAGGAUGACUACCCGCCAACUCCUGCAGGAUCCAGUGCGGGCGGCCAUCUACAACCGGGGCUGGGCGGACCGUACGAUGGACAUCCAGCGGAGGUUGCGGCCACACCGACCACCAUCAACAUCAACACCCGGCAGCCGCACACCGUCCCUGACAAGGCCACCACCCCCAGCAACGACACCUGCCCCCGUAACACCUGCGGAGCCGGCACCGGUACCCAGGCAAACGGGGGUACUCCCCGGCCCAACGGGAAAGGUGAGGACGGAGGCGCAGCAGGCACGGAACCGCCGGAAAUUCCAGCAGCUAAAGGAAAAGAGGAAAGCCAGGGAAAGCGAGGCAAGCCAACAACGUCGGCUUGCCAAGCAACCCGCGCCAACCUCAGACCCGGAAGCAGCCGGCACGCCUCCGGCCAACCCAACACCGAUGGAGGUGGACAAACCGGCAUCCAAGGACGGCAAGUCCGAGGAGCCGGGACAGCCCACCAGCCAGGAGUCACCAGACCAAUCAGAGGCCACGGUGGACAUAACCGAGGCAGAUUGGCUGGUGGCGUUCGAGGGGAUGCCGGAGUUAGACGACACACACUCGUUCUACACUCCGGUAGGGUCCCCUUAA
This is a messenger RNA of Metopolophium dirhodum (rose-grain aphid), 892 nucleotides long. Its product is annotated as proteoglycan 4-like. The coding region runs from base 176 to 892 and encodes 238 amino acids. The record is from RefSeq and is a predicted model, not a curated record. The transcript has 2 exons. Lineage: Eukaryota; Metazoa; Arthropoda; Insecta; Hemiptera; Aphididae.